AUUAUUCGAUAUUUUUUUUCCCCAAUAGAUUUAAUCGCAAAUUUCCCCUCCUCGUCCUGCACCAAACCCUUAACCCUGCGACUCAAAAUCCCCUUCCCUUCCCUUCCACUGUCUCUUCCGUUUUUCUCACACAAUGAAACGCUUAGCAGAUAGCGUUCCCGUAGCACCCUCCUCCUCCUCGUUGCCGCCCAAAAAACCCGUUUUCUUGACGAAAGCCCAACGCGAGCAGUUAGCCCUCCAACGCCGUCAAGAAGAAACCGAAGAUCAGAAACGCCGUCAAAGUCAUGUUCUCUCCAAUCUCUCCCAUUCCCGCCCUUCCUCCGACGCCGCACCACCCACAGCAACCGCCAAUUCCGACCGAGACAGGGACCGGGACCGAGACAGAGACAGAGAUAGAGACCGGGAUCAUAGGGACCGAGACAGGGACCGAUAUUCCCGAGACAGAGACCGGGAACGAGAUUCGGAGCGGCGAAACCGCGACCGCGACCGUGAUAGGGAGCGGGAGGAGGAGGCCAAGGUUCGAGAGCGUGCCCGCUUGGACAAAUUAGCAGAGCGCGAGCGAGACAAAGAGCUGGACGCCAUUAAAGAGCAGUAUCUCGGAUCGAAGAAGCCGAAGAAGCGGGUCAUCAAGCCCAGCGAGAAGUUUCGGUUCUCUUUCGAUUGGGAGAACACGGAGGACACUUCUCGGGAUAUGAAUGCUUUAUAUCAAAACCCUCACGAGGCCCAGCUCUUGUUUGGGCGAGGGUUUCGGGCUGGGAUGGACCGGAGGGAGCAGAAGAAGCUGGCUGUGAAGUACGAGAGGGAGCUGAGGGAGGAGAUCCGGAAGAAGGAGGGCGUGGAGGAGAAGCCCGAGGAGGCCAUGGCGCAGAAGCUCAAGGAGGAGGCUGCAGAAUUAUACGAUACUUUCGACAUGAGGGUCGAUCGCCAUUGGACUGAUAAGAAGCUUGAAGAGAUGACUGAGAGGGAUUGGAGGAUUUUUCGGGAGGAUUUCAAUAUUUCAUAUAAAGGGUCGAGGAUUCCGAGGCCUAUGAGGAGUUGGGCAGAGAGUAGAUUGAGUGAGGAGUUGCUUAAGGCUGUGGAGAGAGCUGGUUACAAGAAGCCUUCUCCGAUUCAGAUGGCUGCGAUUCCACUUGGGCUGCAACAGCGCGAUGUUAUUGGCAUUGCUGAGACUGGUUCGGGUAAGACUGCUGCCUUUGUUCUUCCUAUGUUGACUUAUAUUUCGAGGUUGCCUCCCAUUAGUGAGGAGAAUGAGGCCGAAGGACCUUAUGCUGUUGUUAUGGCUCCUACUCGUGAGCUUGCACAGCAGAUUGAGGAUGAGACUGUCAAGUUUGCGCAUUUCUUGGGUAUCAAAGUGGUUUCCAUUGUUGGUGGGCAGUCGAUUGAGGAGCAAGGGUUUAGAAUUAGGCAAGGCUGUGAGGUUGUAAUUGCCACUCCUGGGCGUUUGAUUGAUUGCCUGGAGAGGCGUUAUGCUGUUCUUAACCAGUGCAAUUAUGUUGUUCUUGAUGAGGCUGAUAGGAUGAUUGAUAUGGGGUUUGAGCCGCAGGUUGUAGGGGUCUUAGAUGCAAUGCCUUCCAGCAAUUUCAAACCUGAGAAUGAGGAUGAAGAGCUUGAUGAGAAGAAGAUUUACAGAACCACUUAUAUGUUCAGUGCCACAAUGCCGCCUGCUGUAGAGCGGCUUGCUAGGAAGUACUUGAGGAAUCCUGUUGUGGUCACGAUUGGCACAGCUGGAAAGACAACUGAUUUGAUCACUCAGAAUGUGAUCAUGAGCAAGGAAUCUGAGAAGUUUGAGAGGUUAAAGAGGUUGCUUGAUGAACUUGGUGAUAAGACUGCUAUUGUGUUCGUUAAUACCAAGAAGAAUGCAGACUAUGUCGCUAAGAGUUUGGAUAAGAAUGGAUAUCGUGUGACCACUUUGCAUGGGGGUAAGUCACAGGAGCAGAGAGAAAUUAGCCUUGAUGGUUUUCGAGCCAAGAAAUACAAUGUCCUUGUUGCAACUGAUGUUGCAGGACGUGGGAUUGACAUACCUGAUGUGGCCUAUGUUAUUAAUUAUGAUAUGCCUGGGAAUAUUGAACAGUACACGCAUCGUAUUGGACGUACUGGGCGUGCAGGGAAGACUGGUGUGGCCACAACAUUCUUGACUAUGCACGACACUGAAGUCUUUUAUGAUCUCAAGCAGAUGCUCAUUCAGAGUAAUAGUCAUGUUCCUCCUGAACUGGCGAAACAUGAGGCCUCAAAGUUCAAACCCGGUUCAGUUCCUGAUAGACCACCUAGGCGUAAUGACACUAUUUUUACUCAUUGAGAAGCUAGGAGGUAAACAGACUUUUCAACAGAGGGCCCAACUUAUUACGCAAUGUGAUGCUGUUUUAGUGGCUGAGACAUCUUUGCCUACUGCUGGAACUGAAGAAGUGAGUUACUUUGAAUGGGAUUGUGCUUAUCUAUAAUUUUGAUUAUGAAUAUUUCUGCUGUACUGUAAUUGGCAAAUUGAUGUCAUGACUUUUUUCUUAUGAAACAAUGUUGUUAGUCCUGAUGACUAGUUAGAACCAGUAAAUUGUUUAUGACGAUAUCAGUUGGGAAUUUUUUUUUUUCUCUUCAUUGGUUUUUGCAAAUUACUGGUUUACUUUAUUGGGUGGGAGCACAAAUCCUUUAAAUAUUGCUGGCAUUGUUUGAUAUUUGGACUUUUUUAGUGCAUGCUAAAUUUGAUGACGACAUUUGAUAUUAA
This is a messenger RNA of Prunus mume (Japanese apricot), 2716 nucleotides long. RefSeq names its product DEAD-box ATP-dependent RNA helicase 21. Lineage: Eukaryota; Viridiplantae; Streptophyta; Magnoliopsida; Rosales; Rosaceae. The record is from RefSeq and is a predicted model, not a curated record. Gene Ontology annotation, molecular function: RNA helicase activity; nucleic acid binding; ATP binding.